Populus trichocarpa (black cottonwood) is the source of this 2054-nucleotide messenger RNA. Its product is annotated as probable methyltransferase At1g29790. NCBI's taxonomy places the organism in Eukaryota, Viridiplantae, Streptophyta, Magnoliopsida, Malpighiales, Salicaceae. Gene Ontology annotation, molecular function: methyltransferase activity. The coding region runs from base 403 to 1809 and encodes 468 amino acids. The record is from RefSeq and is a predicted model, not a curated record. The transcript is spliced from 2 exons.
AAUAAAAAUAUAAUAUUAAUUAUUAAACUAUACAACUACGUAGAAGGAAAUAAAAUUAUGCAGGUUGAUCUUCCCUAGAAUUUCAUGACGAUAACGAGAUUCGUGCUUUCUUAUAGCCUCAGGUGCUUAACAAGCAACUUUGGAAUUCUUACAUGCUUAAGCUUUACGAUUUUCCAGCUCAAAAGCUCCUUUAGUAACGGUUCAAGCUACAUUGCGUAGAUAUAUUUUUAAGCUCAACUUGGAGAUGCUAAUCAAAUUUUAGUGAGAGAAAGAUUGCCUCCAGUGAGGGAAGAGAAGGUUUGAAUAUCUGCUGAAGGUUGCCGAUCCAAAGGAAGGAGAGGAAGAAGUAGCGUUUGGUGAAAACAAGACCAUAGUUGCUAGCUAGAUCUUGUAUGAUCAAGGAUGGGGAGGUUAUGUUCUCCAAAAUGUAGACUGGCAAGGAUAAUGGGAUGGCUUCAAAUCAUGUUGGGAGGUCUUGUUAUUGUUGUAAGCAUAGCCAGUCUCUUUAAGUUCUAUAAUGCAGGGUUUUUCCUUCACCAUGAAGAUAUAUGCCAGCACUUCUAUCAUGUCGGUGAUGCUUAUGAUGGGUUUGAUAUAAGAGCGUUGAACGAUCGAGUUGGAGAAGUGCUUGAUAGGAUGGAUAAAUUGCAAGAAAAGCUGGAGAAAACAGUGCAAGAAAUGGAGAAGAACAAGGUUGAUCUGGGAAAGACUACAAUGACAAGACUGGAGCACAAGAGGUUUUUGGAGCAGGAGGUGAUUAGGCCUCUUUAUGGUGCUCACAUUGCUCUUCGGCAGAUUCGACUACCUCAAGCAGAGGGGAUUAGAAACUCAACAAUGAAGGAGGAGCCUUUGAUUAACACUUUUGUUGUUGAGGAGAUUCGUAAGUACAUUACUCCGAAAGAAAAUAGAGUCGGGAAUACAAACAUAUACGGGACAGAGAGGAUAUAUAACACGAUAGGGCAUGCCUGUGUUUUGAUGAAGAAAGAAUUGGAAGAGUACAUGGACUACGACAUUGGAUCUUACUGUAAAGAUGAUUGGAGCUUGUCUCAGAAGCUCAUGGUCAAUGGAUGUGAUCCCUUGCCACGAAGACGGUGCCUGACAAGGGCCUCCAAGGUCUAUCAGAAGCCAUACCCCAUCAAUGAGUCUUUGUGGAGACUGCCAGAUGAUAGAAAUGUGAGGUGGAGCACUUACCAAUGCAGGAAUUUUCAAUGCUUAUCAAGCAAGAAUCCGAAGAGGGGCUAUUCAAAAUGCACUGGUUGUUUCGAAAUGGACAAGGAAAAGCUGAAGUGGGUCACUAAUAGCUCACUCCCUGUCGAUUUUCUGAUCAAAGAUGUUUUGGCAAUCAAGCCUGGAGAAAUACGAAUCGGUCUGGAUUUCGGAGUUGGAACAGGAACUUUUGCUGCCAGGAUGAAAGAGCAGAAUGUCACAGUUGUCUCAACUGCACUUAACCUCGGGGCACCAUUCAGCGAGAUGAUUGCACUUAGAGGUUUGGUUCCUUUGUAUGUGACAUUGAACCAACGCCUUCCGUUCUUCGAUAACACAAUGGACUUGAUUCAUACCACUGGAUUUAUGGAUGGCUGGAUUGACCUGAUGUUGAUAGAUUUCAUCUUGUUUGACUGGGAUCGGAUUUUAAGGCCAGGCGGAUUGUUAUGGAUUGACAGGUUCUUUUGCAACAGGAAGGACUUGGAUGAUUAUAUGUACAUGUUUCUUCAGUUCAGGUACAAGAAACACAGGUGGGCAAUCUCUCCUAAAUCAAAGGACGAGGUCUAUCUUUCUGCACUGUUAGAGAAACCUCCAAGAGGUAUUUGAUAGCAGUAUGAAGCUUAUGAUCUACAGUUGAUAAACAUUCUUCGAUCAUAUUACUGACAAUGCCUUCUCAUGUGACUGGCUCGGCUUGCAUUUUAGAGUGAAAGCACACUACACUUGAUAAUAACUGCCACAGCAUCAUCUUUAAUCACCAUAGCUAAGUUAUUGAACUUCGAGGGCUUUGAGUUAAAACUUGCAUUCUUUGUAUCUGUGCUAAUUAUUUAUUUUUAUCUUGGUGUUUUUAUUAA